UGCGCGGGGGGCUUUCGCUUGGCGUGGACUCCGGAGCCCCCGGCCGCCGCCAGUCCUGCUCUGCUGCGGCGCGAUCGAGGAGUUGCCUGGAAGGGAGGCCAGCCAUGUCUGAUCCAGCUCAGCAACCUGCCCCUGGGGCAGGAGAAGGUGGGGAAGGGGCAGGAGGUGCCCCAGGGCAGCCUCCAAACUUGACAAGCAAUCGCCGUCUGCAACAGACUCAAGCCCAAGUAGAGGAAGUGGUGGAUAUCUUGCGGGUGAACGUGGACAAAGUCUUAGAGCGAGAUCAGAAGCUAUCAGAACUUGACGAGCGAGCGGAUGCCCUCCAAGCUGGGGCCCAAGUGUUUGAAAGUAGUGCGGCAGCUCUCAAGCGGAAGUACUGGUGGAAGAAUUGUAAGAUGAUGAUCAUGCUGGGAGUGAUCUGUGCUAUUGUGGUGAUUGCCAUUGCACGUAAGUACCGCGGGGGGGGGGGAUCCUGUCACUGAGCUGCAAGCAGGGGACAGCCAGAGCCGCCUGCCUGCCGGCCUGCCAGUUAUGGGGCAGGACAAAACAGUAUCUGCUGACUUUCUCCUCGUGGUUGAUAGCAAAGAUCAGCAGAUCUGGGAAGGAUAAUGUUGCCCUUUAGGGUAACGGGGCGCGUUUUCUCUGCUGGGGGGAGGCGCAGAGGUCUGUUGGGGGGUGACUUCUUUUCUUGGAUGUUCAGCUGCCUGAAGUGUGGGAUGCCUGGUGUAACGUGCCCUCUUGUUCUCUCCUUUCUCUUCCACCUCCUGUUGCUUCUGUCCCUAGUUUAUUUUUUCACCUGAUAACGUGGUUCCCCCUCUCCCCCAGUCCGCAGCCUCCUUUCCCCUCUCCCUUUCCUCCGCCCUUCUCUUCCUUUCUCCCCCCUUUCCAGCUUUAGCAUUGGUCCCCCCACCCCUUUACUUUUGCUUGCCUUCCAUAGAGACAUCGGUGCCCUGUUUCUGGAUUUCAGUUGAACCCCCCCUUCACAGCAGCUGCAGCUCCCAAGAGGGCCC
Messenger RNA from Eublepharis macularius, 1010 nucleotides. Its product is annotated as vesicle-associated membrane protein 1-like. Gene Ontology annotation, cellular component: SNARE complex; plasma membrane. Bases 105 to 482 code for a protein of 125 amino acids. Gene Ontology annotation, molecular function: SNAP receptor activity; syntaxin binding. Lineage: Eukaryota; Metazoa; Chordata; Lepidosauria; Squamata; Eublepharidae. The transcript is spliced from 4 exons. The record is from RefSeq and is a predicted model, not a curated record. Gene Ontology annotation, biological process: SNARE complex assembly; vesicle fusion; vesicle-mediated transport.